Insectozyma verbasci is the source of this 1020-nucleotide messenger RNA. NCBI's taxonomy places the organism in Eukaryota, Fungi, Ascomycota, Pichiomycetes, Serinales, Debaryomycetaceae. The record is from the annotation of a GenBank genome assembly.
AUGACUACUCAAAAGAUCACAUUUUUGUUAAAUUGGGAAACUACUCCUUAUCAUAUUCCAAUCUAUGUUGCUCAACAACGAGGUUAUUUCAAAGAGCAAGGUUUAGAUAUUGCUAUUUUGGAACCUUCUAACCCUUCAGAUGUUACUGAAUUAAUUGGAAGUGGUAAAGUUGACAUGGGCUUAAAAGCCAUGGUUCAUACGUUAGCUGCAAAAGCAAGAGGUUAUCCAGUCACUUCAAUUGGUUCAUUAUUAGAUGAACCAUUCACUGGUGUUGUUUACUUGGAAGGUUCUGGUAUUUCAACUGAUUUUCAAUCUCUCAAAGGUAAACGUAUUGGUUAUGUUGGUGAAUUUGGUAAAAUUCAAAUUGAUGAAUUAACAAAGUAUUAUAACAUGAGUCCAAAUGAUUAUACUGCUGUUCGUUGUGGUAUGAAUGUAGCUAAAUAUAUUUUAGAUGGUAUUAUUGAUUGUGGUAUUGGUAUUGAAUGUAUUCAACAAGUUGAAUUAGAAGAAGCUUUAAAAUCUCAAGGUAAAGAUCCAAAUGAUGCAAAAAUGUUAAGAAUUGAUAAAUUAGCAGAAUUAGGAUGUUGUUGUUUCUGUACUAUUUUAUACAUUGCAAAUGAUAAAUUCAUUCAAGAAAAUCCUAAAAAGGUUAAGAGAUUCAUGAUUGCAAUUAAAAAAGCUACUGAUUAUAUUUUGGCUUCUCCAAUUGAAGCAUGGGGUGAAUUCUGCAAUUUCAAAUCACAAAUGGGUUCAGAAUUAAAUACCAAAAAAUUUCAAAGAUGUUUUGCUUAUUUUUCAGAAAGUUUAUACAAUGUUCAUCGUGAUUGGAAUAAAGUUAAUAAUUAUGGUAAAAGAUUAGAGAUUUUACCAAAAGAUUAUAAACCAAAUUAUACAAAUGAAUUUUUAAGUUGGGAUGAACCAGAAGAAGUUGAAGAUCCAAUUAAAGCUCAAGAAUUAAUGUUGAAACAUCAACAAGAAUGUAAAACAUGUGGAGGAUAUAAAAGAUUAAUAUUAACUUGA